Messenger RNA from Glycine soja, 3589 nucleotides. Its product is annotated as LRR receptor-like serine/threonine-protein kinase ERECTA. The record is from RefSeq and is a predicted model, not a curated record. Bases 516 to 3470 code for a protein of 984 amino acids. NCBI's taxonomy places the organism in Eukaryota, Viridiplantae, Streptophyta, Magnoliopsida, Fabales, Fabaceae. Gene Ontology annotation, molecular function: protein binding; protein kinase activity; ATP binding. The transcript has 27 exons. Gene Ontology annotation, biological process: protein phosphorylation.
UGCCAUAACUCCCUCCUUCUCUCUCACAAGCUCUUGCAGAGUGAAAGCGACCACUUUCCGAUCUCAAUUAAAAGUAUGGCAUAAUUUGCAAUGGCGGAACUGAACGAAUAAUAAUAAGAGAUACCAUAGUUAAGAGAGAGAAACACAAACAUGGAAAAAGCUGGGCCUCACUCCCUGGGUACACAUAGAUAGAGACUAUGGUGCAGUGUUGCAGGUUGUAGCAGAAGCUCUGCCAAAUAGUGUUAACUUUAUUCGAGAAAAUUAUUAUUAUUAUUAUUAUUAUUAUUAUUCUCUCUCUCUAGUCUAUUAUCAGUGGUAAUUCAGUAAUGUUGUUGCAUUAUAGAGAGAGCGUGGUCUAUGUGCCAGGGUGAUGUGAUGUCAUUUCACUACCUUCAAAGCCAGAAAAAUGCAACAGAAAAAGCUUUCAUCCCAUCACAUCAUUUGAACCAUGAAUCAUGAACUAGUUUUCUAAACUAAAACUAUAACAACACCUUCGGUUGUUGUUGUUGUUGGCUAUGGCGUUUCGGUUUGGACUACUCCUUCUGGUUUCUCUUCUUUGUUUGGAUUCAAUUAGUUCCGUGAAUUCACACGUCGGAGAAACGUUGUUGGAGAUAAAGAAGUGGUUCAGGGAUGUGGAUAACGUCCUGUAUGACUGGACAGACUCAACUUCUUCUGAUUAUUGUGUUUGGAGAGGUGUUACGUGUGAUAAUGUCACUUUCAACGUGGUUGCACUCAAUCUUUCGGGGUUGAAUCUUGAGGGCGAAAUUUCACCUGCAAUAGGGAGACUUAACAGCUUGAUCUCUAUUGAUUUCAAGGAAAACCGUUUAUCUGGCCAGAUACCUGACGAACUUGGUGAUUGUUCCUCUUUGAAAAGCAUAGACUUGUCAUUUAAUGAGAUUCGGGGAGAUAUACCGUUUUCGGUUUCAAAGAUGAAACAGCUGGAAAAUCUAAUUUUGAAAAAUAAUCAGCUAAUUGGACCAAUCCCUUCAACACUCUCUCAGGUUCCUAACUUGAAGAUUCUAGACCUGGCACAGAAUAAUCUUAGCGGGGAGAUACCAAGACUUAUAUAUUGGAAUGAAGUUUUGCAAUAUCUUGGCUUGCGAGGUAACAAUUUGGUGGGUUCACUUUCUCCAGACAUGUGCCAGUUAACUGGAUUGUGGUAUUUUGACGUGAGAAACAAUAGCUUGACGGGCAGUAUUCCUGAAAACAUAGGCAAUUGUACUACUUUAGGGGUCUUGGAUUUAUCCUACAACAAGCUAACCGGAGAGAUACCAUUCAAUAUUGGGUAUCUGCAAGUAGCAACUCUGUCAUUGCAAGGCAAUAAACUCUCAGGGCAUAUUCCAUCAGUGAUUGGUCUGAUGCAAGCGCUUACUGUCUUAGAUUUGAGUUGUAACAUGUUAAGUGGACCAAUCCCUCCUAUCUUGGGAAAUUUGACCUACACAGAAAAAUUGUAUUUACAUGGAAACAAGCUGACUGGCCUCAUCCCCCCAGAACUUGGAAAUAUGACAAACCUUCACUAUUUGGAAUUGAAUGACAACCAUUUAAGUGGACAUAUCCCACCUGAGCUUGGAAAGCUUACUGAUUUGUUUGACUUAAAUGUCGCCAACAACAACCUUGAGGGUCCAGUUCCUGAUAAUCUUAGCUUGUGUAAAAACCUCAACAGCCUCAAUGUGCAUGGGAAUAAGCUGAGUGGAACAGUCCCCUCAGCUUUUCAUAGCUUGGAGAGUAUGACCUAUCUGAAUCUUUCUUCAAACAAGCUUCAAGGCUCCAUUCCAGUUGAACUUUCACGGAUUGGUAAUUUGGAUACACUGGAUAUAUCAAAUAAUAAUAUAAUUGGUUCUAUUCCUUCUUCCAUUGGUGACUUGGAACAUCUUCUGAAGUUGAAUCUGAGCAGAAAUCAUUUAACAGGGUUUAUUCCAGCAGAAUUUGGAAAUCUAAGAAGUGUCAUGGAUAUUGAUCUUUCAAAUAAUCAACUCUCUGGCUUGAUUCCUGAAGAACUUAGUCAGCUUCAGAACAUUAUAUCCUUGAGACUAGAAAAGAACAAAUUAUCUGGGGAUGUGUCUUCGCUUGCAAAUUGCUUUAGUCUUUCUCUACUUAAUGUCUCUUAUAACAACCUAGUUGGUGUUAUUCCCACAAGCAAGAAUUUUUCCAGGUUUUCCCCUGACAGUUUUAUUGGAAAUCCUGGUCUUUGUGGUGAUUGGCUGGAUUUGUCUUGUCAUGGGUCAAACUCUACAGAGCGAGUUACCUUGUCCAAGGCAGCUAUCCUGGGAAUUGCAAUAGGCGCCCUUGUGAUUCUUUUUAUGAUAUUGCUAGCUGCUUGCCGACCACACAAUCCAACUUCUUUCGCUGAUGGAUCUUUUGACAAACCAGUCAAUUACUCACCUCCGAAGCUAGUGAUUCUUCACAUUAAUAUGACACUUCAUGUGUAUGAUGAUAUCAUGAGGAUGACUGAAAACCUAAGUGAGAAGUAUAUAAUCGGGUAUGGUGCAUCGAGUACAGUUUAUAAAUGUGUCCUUAAAAAUUGCAAGCCGGUGGCUAUCAAGAAGCUCUAUUCCCACUACCCACAAUACUUGAAAGAGUUUGAGACUGAGCUUGAGACAGUUGGUAGCGUUAAGCACAGAAAUCUGGUCAGUCUCCAAGGCUACUCUUUGUCAACGUACGGAAAUCUUCUCUUUUAUGACUACAUGGAAAAUGGCAGUCUAUGGGAUCUUCUGCAUGGACCUACCAAGAAGAAAAAGCUUGAUUGGGAUCUUCGUCUAAAAAUAGCACUAGGAUCAGCCCAAGGGCUUGCUUAUCUACACCAUGAUUGCAGUCCACUCAUCAUUCACAGGGACGUGAAAUCAUCUAAUAUUUUACUAGACAAAGACUUUGAGCCCCAUCUCGCUGAUUUCGGCAUUGCAAAAAGUCUAUGCCCAUCUAAGACCCACACUUCAACUUACAUAAUGGGCACAAUUGGCUACAUAGACCCUGAGUAUGCUAGAACUUCCCGCCUCACUGAGAAGUCCGAUGUGUAUAGCUAUGGUAUCGUAUUGCUUGAGCUUCUAACUGGGAGGAAAGCUGUUGACAACGAAUCAAACCUCCAUCAUCUGAUUUUGUCCAAGACAGCUAAUGAUGGCGUAAUGGAAACCGUUGAUCCAGAUAUUACUACCACAUGCAGGGACAUGGGAGCAGUAAAAAAGGUUUUUCAGCUUGCUCUUUUAUGCACAAAGAAGCAACCAGUCGAUAGGCCUACAAUGCAUGAAGUGACUCGCGUGCUGGGAAGCCUUGUGCCAUCCAUAACCCUACCAAAACAAACUGACUCAACACAAGUGCUGCUACCUGAUUCUCAGUCAUCUGCUAAAAUGCAAUGCUACAAAGAUGAAUAUGCAAAUCUCAAAACUCCUCACUUGGUUAACUGUCCUUCCAUGAGCACCUCUGAUGCACAACUCUUCCUCAAAUUUGGGGAAGUAAUAUCACAAAAUAGUCACUGAGGAUUUUGAUAAUCAAAUUGAGAAUUAAUGAAUCAUUGUAUGUUUUAAGCCACAAAGGAAAAAAAAAAAUGUCAUGUUUUAAUGCAAUGCGAUCCGUGUAGAUAAUCUAGGAAAAAAAA